Aspergillus welwitschiae is the source of this 2602-nucleotide messenger RNA. RefSeq lists its product as uncharacterized. The record is from RefSeq and is a predicted model, not a curated record. The transcript has a single exon. Gene Ontology annotation, biological process: phosphorelay signal transduction system; phosphorylation; regulation of DNA-templated transcription. Gene Ontology annotation, molecular function: phosphorelay sensor kinase activity. Lineage: Eukaryota; Fungi; Ascomycota; Eurotiomycetes; Eurotiales; Aspergillaceae. The coding region runs from base 4 to 2025 and encodes 673 amino acids.
GCAAUGUUCCUCGACGGCCAUUUGGCCGCUCUUUCCCUCGAGGAGAAGUCCGCGACAACACACAGUGUACGUGUGCCCGACGAUGACUCCCCAGCGGUGUCUCCCUCUCUGGCAUGCAUCUAUCGCCAUACUCCGACUCCCACUAUCGUCCUCGAUUCAUCUAUGACUAUCGUCGAGGUCUCUGAUAGUCACCUGGCUUUAUCCGGCAAGACGCGCCAAUCCAUGCUGCAUGCGACCGUUCGUGAUCUCGACCCUGCUGCCGUACCCGCCCCUAAUAUCGCUAUCCUCUGUGGCGCAUUGCGUGCAGCCUGCUCGACGAAGGAAAUUCAGAUAGUCGAGAGAAUUGUGUCUAGCGAUAAAUCUUUGUACAACCUCCGAGUUACUCCGAUUUUCAACGACUUUACCCUGCUUUACAUUGUGUUGGAGGCGCACAAGCUAUCGGUGGAGACCGCCAGCAUUAACCAUGCCUAUACAAACGAAACCUACAAGAUCCUCGUGGAUACCGUCAAAGAGUACGCCAUUUUCAUGCUGGAUACACAGGGCAAUAUCACCACCUGGAACCCGGGCGCUGCCAUUAUGAAGGGAUGGCCAGCGGAGGAGAUCCUUGGCAGACAUUUCUCUGUCUUUUAUAGCCCGGAGGAUCGUCUGGCAGGAAAGCCUCUAAGGGGUCUUGCUGUGUGCUUGCGAGAGGGCCGUAUGGAGGAUGAGGGUUGGAGGUAUCGGCGCGAUGGCUCGCGGUUCUGGGCCAACGUGCUUAUCACCCCCAUCUACCAAUUUGGACAGCAUGUUGGUUUUGUCAAAGUGACCCGAGAUCUCAGCGAGCGCAAAGAAGCAGAGGCGCGCAUAAUUGCUGCUUUCGAAGAGUCAUCACGCCUCAAAACAGACUUUCUCGCUAACAUUAGCCAUGAAAUUCGAACUCCGAUGAAUGGGAUGAAAAUUGCCAUGACUAUGCUGGCCGACACAGGUUUGUCUGCGACACAGCGUGAACAUGCCGCAAUCAUCCAAGACUCUAUGUCACUCUUACUUGAGACUGUGAACGACGUUCUCGACUACUCGAAACUAUCAUCUGGCUCUUUCUCGCUACAUUCCGACGUCGUUGAUGUCAACGAUGUGGUCGGAGCGGUCAUACGAAAUUGUCGCCCCUCGUUGAAGAGCGGCGUGGAACUGACUACGGACAUUGCACCUGACUUUCCCAGAAAUCUUCGAGGGGAUCCCCUACGAUAUCGUCAGAUCUUGCAGAAUUUGGUCGGCAAUGCCGUCAAGUUUACCGAGAGCGGUCAUAUUCGGGUCUCCACAGUGUGUUCUCCGGAUGAACAAGAGGAGGGCUGUUGCCUAGUGCGUACAGAGGUCACAGACACCGGCAUUGGCGUUCCUGACAAUGCAAUGAAUACCCUAUUCACCCCGUUCACACGUUUUGCCAACUCGAGCACUCGACAAUACCAGGGGACUGGAUUAGGCCUUUCCAUUUGCAAAAGCCUGGCCGAACUCAUGGACGGGAAAGUGGGAUAUUCGCCAAACCCCGAAGGCCGGGGCAGUGUCUUCUGGUUUACUGCCAAAUUAGGAGAACGAUCCAGUACUACGUCGCUAAAGCCCCGCAGUCCUGUAUUAACACCUGUGGGGGAUGAUCUCUGCGAUAAAAUGCGGGCCAUUGCACCCCACAAACAUGUCUUGUUGGUUGAGGACAACAUGGUCAACCAUACCAUGAUGCUGAAACUUCUUCGCAGCAUCGGCUUCACGCGAGUGGAUGGGGCCUGGAAUGGUGCCGAGGCACUUUCCAAGAUAAAGAAGAAGCCGUUAUCGUACAACGUCGUUUUGAUGGAUGUCUCCAUGCCCAUCAUGGACGGCCUUGUCGCCACCGGGCAUAUCCGCGACAUGGGCCUACAAAUGCCGAUUAUCGCAGUCACGGGUAAUGCUAUGCAGGGCGAUGCCGAAAGCUACAUUGCCAAGGGCAUGAGCGAUUGCAUCGGUAAACCGGUUCACCGAGAUCAACUACUGAGUGUUUUAUGGAAGUGGAUCGAAUCAUGAUACGAUAUACGUUUGUAAAUGCGUCUGAUUGUUGCAUGAGCGCAGAGCAUGGCGUUUUGGAUGUAUAAAUGGCUGGAUUAUACCUUGAACAAAAACUGCGAUUCUUACAUUGGCUUUUCUUUUGGUUUUGCUUUUAUUAAGUUUAGUUUAUUCUUUGCUUUCUGAUCUUACACUAUUAGCGUUCCAACUACACAUAACCUUACAACAUACAGUCUAGAUAUACGAGAUAAUGGGCUUUGAAGCCGGAAAUUCUUUCAACUCCACGUCUGCAUCUCAGCUAUGUGCGAUUCAAAAAAGACUGUAUCUCUCCACUUGACUAGAAAAUACGUACUAUGCUCGUUCUUUCCCCCUUUGCCUUCUGUCUCUUAGAAUAGCCCUGCUUCGUGUUGUGAACUGUCUUUUCGAAUUCAUUUGUCCCAUUUAAAUACUUCUGUUUCGUUCAAUUGCGAAAACCAACCCUCUUCCGUAUAUCACACAUAGUACAGUUUCAGCGAAUCAGAGAGUAUCUGUUCUGCCUCAGCGUCUAUAGCAGUUAAAUCCCAUCUGUAUCUAAGCAUAAAUACUUUGAACACAACCA